AUGAAGCCAUCAAAGCAGAACCAUCACUUUAUCCCACGGUUUAUCUUAAGAAAAUUUGUACCGGAGAAUCAACCACCAGCAUUGCCAGCUGCGGAAGCUGGUACGACGAAAAGAAAUAAAUAUCGUGGCCGUGAUUUUCUUGUGAACAAGAUUGAUCUUGAAAGAUGCGUCCUCAGUCAGCGACCUGUCUCAACCGAAUUUUCCCUCGUGGACUUGUAUCGUGAUACUGGUUUCGAAGAAAAUCCUUAUCAUCUCGAGAAGAAGCUUUCACUUCUUGAGUCUCAAACGAGCGAGAUCAUCCGUCGUGCAUGCAACCUGUUCUCUCAAGGCCUGGACCUUGAAAUGGACCGGAUUGAGCUUGAUAGGCUCCGGAAGUUUCUUUUUCUAAUGAAAUAUCGAAACUCGGGAAUGUUUGACCGAUACAACCAUAACCAGAUUGACCAAUACGAGGCGGAUGACCGGAAAAGAUUGUUAAGUUAUAUGCAGUCAAAGGGGUUUACGAGACCGCGUGACGUGUGGUUUGAUAACCUGCGUCGGUUCUUGGAUCUUGAUAUGGACCCCGCGAGGGACUGGAUUGACACCCUCAAAGCGCAAAUCUACCCUGACGAUGCUCUGAUGAUGCAAAUACAUCUAACUUGGAGCUUCAUAGCGUUCUGUGAACCGACCAAUCCAGGGGAUGAAUUUCUGCUGACUCAAAAUGCGUACUCCAUUUUUGAAGGCCCGUCAACAACGAGAUAUAACGUGAUUACCCAAAAGGCCGAUGCCAACUUUUAUACCGAGUACCACAAUUUUGCCCCGAUAUCUCCACGGCUCAUCAUUAUCUUACGAAGUCAUCUUCUUCAGUCAGAAGGUCAAUCGCAAGAUUGGCUCAGGGGGGCGCGAAAUCGACUUGCAAUGGCAGUUCAAUCUCAACAUCUCAAUCCAAAGCAGGAUCAAUACUACACGAUCUUCCCGUUCGACCAUGUCGCCCUAUAAGAAGCCCAUACCACCUCAUCAAUCAUCUAUCACUCUCAAGGAUCACUGAAAUCAAGCUUAGAACAAUAUUUCAAAUCGGAGACGACUGGCAUGAAAGCUGUUCUUGAUCCACGUCACAUCCGUCAUCUACACUUGAUAGCGCUUGAGAAAAUCGCCCGUGAUCUCGGAAGCUCUGUCAGUUGCAGAAUGAAUGCGCCUUGCGGUGUUUCUUCACCUCCACGCAUGUUCAUGUCCUCAUUUGUGACGUACACAGUUGCAUAUAAACUUCUACAUGAGAAGCGUACGGAAAUGCUACCCCAAGCUUAUUCGCUGAUGAAUCCAGAAGCGAGCGAAAGAGCUUUUUGGAGCGAUACCCACCAAGCCGGUCUCAUGAUGAUAUUGAGGACUAAACUUGACCGGGCGCUGAAAACUUCAAGCCUCUCUAGUGAAGCAAAACUUGAGGUUCGCAGUAAUUUACGUGGUUUCUUCAUGGAAUUUCCUCCUGAAAGGUUAUGGCUGUAUCUGAAAAUCUCACGAAACAUGAACAAGUUUGAUGACCAAGACUUCACCAAGCAGAUUAUCGAUCUUGAACUCGAAGGCCCAGAGGAUGAUUUCCCCAGAUACAUAGCGUUAUUCCCUAGCCAGCGAACGAAUCUCGUGAAAGCCAUGUACUACAAAGCUAUAGUGUAA
Molecule: messenger RNA, 1644 nt
Organism: Penicillium verrucosum
Lineage: Eukaryota; Fungi; Ascomycota; Eurotiomycetes; Eurotiales; Aspergillaceae
Product: DUF4238 domain-containing protein
Exons: 4
Coding region: 1-975 (324 amino acids)
Source: RefSeq, a predicted model, not a curated record